Diaporthe citri is the source of this 1368-nucleotide messenger RNA. RefSeq lists its product as uncharacterized. Lineage: Eukaryota; Fungi; Ascomycota; Sordariomycetes; Diaporthales; Diaporthaceae. The transcript has a single exon. The record is from RefSeq and is a predicted model, not a curated record. The coding region runs from base 1 to 1368 and encodes 455 amino acids.
AUGCUUCCUGAUCCAGCACUUUCCAUCACCAUCCCUAGCGUGCACGACGACGCUACACUUGAGUGCCGCAUCUAUCACCCUCAGUCUUUGACUGCAAACCCUCGAGCCCCUCCAUGGCGCAAGCACGCCGCCAUCCUCGCUCACCCGUACGCGCCGCUGGGAGGCUGCUAUGACGACCCGGUCGUUGAGACCUUGGCUGCCACUCUGCUGAGGCAGGGAUUUCUCGUCGGCACUUUUAACUUCCGCGGCGCGGGCAACUCGGGCGGGAGGACUAGUUGGACGUCAAAGGCCGAGAGAAGUGACUAUGUGUCUUUCGUGGGAUUUGUUUACUAUUAUGUGCACUACCUUGACCCCUUCCGACAAGGGCAGUCUCCUAAGAGCAUACCUAACCUGCCGUUGUCGCCGACCACCAACCAAUCCGGCACCUCUGGGGCAUCAGAACCAGAGAGUGUGGCCAGCCCCUCAGUUUUCCUCCAAUGCGGCUACUCCUAUGGCGCAAUGAUAACGAAGCUCCUGCCACCACUGGAAUCUGUAUUGGAGAUAUUUAGGGCUCCCAAGAAUGCCUCUGCAGCAGCAGAUAUACGUCUCAGAGCCCAGCAUCUUGCCGAACAGCAGAAUGUCAUACUGUCCAGUGCGCGUGCGGCCCUAAUGGAGCCAGCCAGUCCAAUGUCGCCCAGAAGAGCAACCGCAGGCCUACGGAUAGGGGGCGACGAGGACAAGAGACGAAGCCAGGAUCAUGGGGGAAGGAGGAGUUUCGCCUUGGACGCGGAGGAGAAGGUGCGGGCCGGCGUGGCAGAGCUCAUGAAAAGGACAAAGAUGCACCAGCAUCACAGCCACCGGAAGAAGGGCAGUCGGCCGAAGGAGAAGGAAGUAUCAGCCGACAGCACCGGAGGAGAAGAAGCAGACAAGGGCAAAGAGCUAGAUCACCUACCACCGGUGGCCGGACUGCCGUCCCCUUUGACCGCCUACCUGCUGGUCUCCCCGCCGGUGGGGUGGGCCACAAGCCUGAUGACAAUGAACCUGGGCAACCCCGUGUCGGGCCUCUUCGGGAGGCGACCCCAGUCCAGGAGCAAGGACAGAGAGGAGCAGGCUGCCGCAUCGGGCCCGGCGGAGUCCAAGCAGGAGAGGCAGAAGCUGCUCGAGAACCCGACGCUCGCCAUCUACGGCGACUCGGACGUGUUUGUGACCGUCAAGAGAUUCAGGGACUGGGCGGCUAGGCUGCAGUCCGCCCCUGGCUCCCGGUUCAGGGCUCAUGAGGUCUCGACGGCCGGCCACUUCUACAUCGAGGAGGGCACCAUGCAGCGGCUCUCUGACGCCGUGAGGGCGUUCUCGGGGGAGUUGCUGGCACAGGUCGAGGAGCGGUCGUGA